UUGUCUACUUUUUUUCGAAGAAAUAAAAGGUUCAAACUAAUUUUUAACUUGAGCGUUGUGUGAUCCGUGUCCUCGCAAUUUAAAUACGACGUUUUAGUAGGGCUGUCAGUCGUUUAUUUGAUGUCGAAUCACAGGUUGCGCUGGGCUAUGUGUUUUUUUUUCUUCGCUGUGACGCUUGUUGUUUUGGUGAUAACAAACCCAUCCGACAGGAGUUUUGUACGCUAAAACAAGUCAUUCAGUCGGCAAAAUCUGGUCUGAUUUGCUGGGAAAUGUGGUUAAAAGGCUUCUGGGGGGUUUCGUGUCAUUCAUUUUCUACGGGGCAGAGAGGUUGCGUCAUGCCUCAACUUGUUGACAUUCUUUUGUUUACAGUGUUAGACCCGACAGCCCCUGGGUUUGAGCCGAGGACACUGCUGCUGCUUUGGAGGAGUGGGAAAACAGCAGGCCUGGGCUUCAGACUGACUUUUCGGACUCGAUAAUGCUUUCGAAACGUUUUAUCAGCGCCGCGUUGCGAGUACAUCCGCGUUUACGAAGUCGAAUCGACGGUUUGUCCGACCGUGCAGCGGCUGUUGAUCGAUUGUCAGAACACAAAUGACCGUUAAGUUCUUCCUUUUAAACUGAUGCAUUUGAUGCCCACGGCGUCUUUUAUAUUUUCAACCGUUUUUCUUUUACUUUGCAUGUCUUCAAAUACCAAAUAAUUUUCAAAUAAGCGUCAAAUGUUUAACCCUGUCAUUGAUUUUCUUUCAUAUUUAUUUGUCAGCUUCGUGUUUUCGAGCCUUUACACGCCACUUUUCAAGCCGAAUUUCUUUUAUUUAUCACUUUUGCUACGCAGUUAUGAAUGAAUGAGCUCUGGUACGCAUGCGCCAAAUCCUUUUAAGUUUAUAAACAAGGCCACCACGCAGCGGGUCACAUGACCAGUCACAGAGGUUUACUGUGUCGAUUCAGAGACAAAGGAUUCCCUAAAGGCUGCCUGCCUUUUCCAUUAUAUUCAUGUAAUACAUGACAUUUCUUGCAAUGAUUACGUGCAGCAUGAGAUAUUGUUUUUGUUUACUGUCAUUAGAAAUCUUUGACAGCGAAUAUCUAUCAUGUUAAUGUUUUUUUCAAUUCUAUGGAUCCUUUCAUCGUGCUUCACUGAAACCAUAUUACUAUCAGAAACCCACAUGCUAACAUUCAGACUUAUGUAUGCAAUUACAAAGACUCCAUUUUCAUUAAUUUUGCGUGAGUAUUGUAUAAGUCUGAUUGAAACAGCUUUGUAUAUAUAACUGGUGCAGUUUCACUUUGUUUGUGAAAGCUCUAAUUUUGUCUUUUGGUUUUGCCUAAAACCAGCUGAUGUGGCAGAAUAUGAUGAUGGAAACUGAGUAAACUGACGUGUAGCCAGUUUAAAAAAAUAAUAAUAAGAGGAAACAGCUGAACAGUUGUGGAAAUGGACGAGUCUUUUGAUCCACUCAAGUGUAACGAAGACCUGCCUUCCUCACCUGGGUGCCACAUGGAUUAUGAUGACAUGCCAGAGCUGCAAGAGGUGGAGGAGGACCAGAGGUCUCCAGGGUUAUUUCAGGUUGGAGCAGGAGUGUCUCACCAGGAGCUCAGCUGCUCCCCCAGCACCAACUGGCUUGCUGAGCUGGCCAACAUUGCCACCAGUCCUCAGAGCCCCUUGCUGAAGGAUGCCCCACAUAAGAGAUCAUCUCCAGUCCACAUCUUUGGCAACAGCAAUAGUUUACAUUCCUACGCCCGGCCCCCAUUAGCCAGUAGUGCACCCAACCCGUCCAGAGGCCACCUCAGGGAGCGCAGGCGUGUCAGGGCCAGCAGUGAAUCAGAGUCUGGAGUUUUCUCAAUGUCUUCAUCCUUUUCUGAUGAUGAGGACAUGGCAUGGUCUCACUCCUGGCCCUCCACAGCCUGGCAUUGCUUCCUUAAAGGAACUCGCCUGCGCUUCCAUCGAGGUCCUAAUGUUGAGUGGCAGGAGGCUGAUGAACUUGGGGAUUCAGAUGAUGACUCAGAUGAUGAAACCAUGAUGCCAUCCUCCUCCUCCGUCAAGAGGUUCGGUUCAGAGGGGCUGAAGCUGGUGAGCCAUGAAGAGACAGUGUCUUUUGGCCAAGCAGUUCUUAAACUGACCUUCGACCCUGGCUCACCUGAUGACAGUCUUUUAACAGCUGAAUGCCGACUAGAUCACCCAUUUUUUGUCAAAAACAAAGGGUGGUCUUCCUUUUAUCCAAGCCUUACUGUGGUGCACCAUGGGAUCCCUUGCUAUGAGAUGCAGCUUGGGGAUGUGUGCCUGCCACCAAACCACCCAGAUGCCAUUAACUGUGAUGACUCUGUCGUCUUUGACACUUUCAGAAGUUAUGAUUUCACCCCAUUAGAUUCUUCUGCAGUGUAUGUUCUUAGCAGCAUGGCUCGUCAGCGCAGGACCUCUCUGUCCAGUGGGGGUGCUGUCAGUCCAGACUGUGAUAAACUUGAGUGCUCCAGCUCCCCACAAUCCUCAAGUAGCAAAUCAAACAGGAGCCACACCUCAGGGACAGCCAGCAGUGCCACGCCUACAAAAUGCAAGCGGCCAAUGAAUGCCUUCAUGCUCUUUGCCAAGAAGUACAGAGUGGAGUACACACAGAUGUAUCCUGGGAAGGACAACAGAGCCAUUAGCGUCAUCCUGGGUGACAAAUGGAAGAAGAUGAAGAGUGAGGAGAGGAGGAUGUACACCAUGGAGGCCAAAGCUCUGGCUGAGGAGCAGAAAAGACUCAAUCCAGACUGCUGGAAACGCAAAAGAACCAACUCAGGUUCCCAGCAGACCUAGAUAAUCCGCCAGAAUCCCCAGCUGCUGAUGUUUUGGCAUGGAGAGGUGCUGGACAGAGUCUGAUGGACCGCUUGAAGCCUCUUUGCUCUCCUGUAUUCUUGAGACUCAACUGUGAUGCUGAAUUCACUUCCUUUUUAUAACCUUGAAACAUUAUAGAAAGAAACCAGAAUUACAAACUAUAAACAAAACAUGUAAUCUAGUGACUAACAGUGCAUAUAUAUUUUCUUAUAUCUUUAAUGUCAAAGAUGUCUUAUUCCCCUGAAAUAGGAAUGAAUCCUCUCAUUUAUUUCAGGAUAUUUCAUAUUCAAAGUUGAAAAAAAAAUGAGAGCCUGUGGUGCUAUGCUUCAGUGUAGAAGGAGCAGUAAACAACAAGUGUCUAUUUAUAAUUGUAAAAAGGGGAGUUUUAGGUAACUUUUCACAACUGUUCAUACUGAUUAUAUUUGUAAGAUUCAAUAUAUUGCACAGAUUGGUAACCCUUUCAUACAUUUUAUAAUACAGUAUAUAUUCUGCAGCUGAACUGUGGCCAACAGUUAGUGAUACUGCCCUGCCAAGUCUUCAGAUUGUCUUUGCUCAACCACCUGGCCAUAUGAUGAGAAGGCUUUCAGCAUGUGGUGGUGGGUUUACACUCAGACACAGAGCACUUCAGGCCUUCACUGUAAGUGUUUAUUUCUUUUGCACUUUAUAUAAAUAUGUAAUCUAAUCCUAUACAGCCAUUGUAUACUGGUGGAAACCAUUUGUAUAAAAACAGCUAGUAUCUUGAUAGUAAGCCGUUUGACACAAUCAUGGCUCAGUAGCCAUGUUCUGCUUUCAGGUUGCUAAUGAGUUUUAAGUGCUUUGUUCAUAAUGUACAGGUUUCACAGCCCCAACAACCUCUUGCACAAAAUAUCCUUGUAUCAUAUUAUAAAUAAUUUUUUUUAAACUUGCAUCUUAUUCAAGUGUUUGGUUCUUUUUCAUAAACUGUAAUCACGA
Molecule: messenger RNA, 3748 nt
Organism: Toxotes jaculatrix (banded archerfish)
Lineage: Eukaryota; Metazoa; Chordata; Actinopteri; Toxotidae
Gene: hbp1
Product: HMG-box transcription factor 1
Exons: 10
Coding region: 1421-2779 (452 amino acids)
Biological process (GO): regulation of transcription by RNA polymerase II
Cellular component (GO): nucleus
Molecular function (GO): RNA polymerase II cis-regulatory region sequence-specific DNA binding; protein binding; RNA binding
Source: RefSeq, a predicted model, not a curated record